Molecule: messenger RNA, 845 nt
Organism: Moneuplotes crassus
Lineage: Eukaryota; Ciliophora; Spirotrichea; Euplotida; Euplotidae
Source: the annotation of a GenBank genome assembly
AAAUCAAAAGUUUAAACACAAAUAAAUAAUGACCACCCAACUCACUUAUUUCAACAACUUCAGAAACGAGAAUGGAAACAACUGGUUCUCAAAUGAAUACGACUUUGAGAGCAACCAAUUCCCAAAUCUUGCCCAAAACGAAAUGUAUUUCUGCUUCGAAUCAAAGCCAAUUGUUCAGAAUGAGAUGAAGCCAUCCAUCCCUGAAACACCUCUUGCUGACUACGAGUAUGCCCAAGACUGCUACAAAACUGAGAAGUGGGACAUCACUUCUAUGAAAUGCGAGAAUGAAGAGCCAGCCAAGAUCCGUUACGAACACCACAGCCAAGAAGGAACUAACAGCACUCUUGAAGUCGAUACUAGUUCUGAAAAAUCCCUAAAGAAAGGAUAUGAGGACCUCUUCUUGAUGGUUGAGGACAAGCACCUGUACAAAAUUGGUAAUGAAAAUGACUCAUUGACCACCUCUAACAACAAGGACUUGGUCAACCUCGACAAGAUCAUCUCUGACAAAGAAACUGACUUGAAUAACUUUAUUGAAGAUAUGCUCAAGAACUGUCCUUGUGACAACCUCAUUAAAAAGCAAAGAAUCUACAAAGCUAAAAAUAUUAAGAGAAAGAGAAAGACUAAGACUCAGAUUAAAACUCUCGAAAAGGAGCUCCAAAGGAACCCAACUUGGCUCAAAGAUGACUUUAAAAGGCUCUCUGAAGAACUGAGCUUGAACAGAGACCAAGUGUACAAAUGGUACUGGGACCAAAAGAAAAAGAGUGACUUCUAAAUCUCUUCUCUAAGAAGUUGCCACCUUUCGAAGCGAUAGCUUCUCUAAUAUAUUAUUUUAAUUAACUAAUAUU